AUGGAAUCGAAUGGUGUGAGACCAAACGCUACAACAUAUGGAACUUACCUCUAUGGGCUUUGCUGCUCCAGACAGGUAACAUCUGCAUGGGACUUUCUUCAAACUCUUUCUCAGAGUGGAGGCCCUUGCAGCAAUUAUUGUUUCAAUGCUGUGAUUCAUGGUUUCUGUAGCGAGGGUCAGGUUGACAAAGCCAUAGAAGUGUUUCAUGGGAUGAAGAAAUGUGGGUUUGUCCCAGAUGUCCACAGCUACAGCAUAUUAGUUGAUGGGUUAUGCAAACAUGGGGAUUUAUUGAAAGGUUAUGACAUGCUUGAUGAAAUGGCAAGAAAUGGAAUAUAUCCUAAUCAAGUGAGUUACAGUUCACUUCUGCAUGGCCUUUGCAAAACUGGACAGGUUACAUUGGCAUUAAAGAUUUUCAAGAACCUCCAAGACCAUGGUUUUGAGCAUGAUCAGAUAAAUUACAGCAUCAUUCUUCAUGGCUGUUGCCAACAUUUAGAUCUCAAGGCCAUCUCUGACCUUUGGUUUGGCAUGAUUCAUCAUGAUAUCGCUCCAGAUGUUUACAAUUAUACCAGUCUGAUCUACGCAUUAUGUAGACAUAGAAACCUUCAAGAUGCAUUGGGAGUGUUUGAGCUCAUGCUUGAAAAUGGGUUGAGUCCCAACAUUGUGACAUGCACAAUCCUAGUUGACAGCUUUAGCAAAGAAGGGCUAGUUGGUGAAGCCUUCCUAUUCCUGGAUAGAAUACAUCAGUCAUUGGGAAUCGUCCCAAACCUUUGCAUGUACAGAGUUAUUAUCAAUGGCCUUUGCAAGACCAACAAAUAUAGUGAUGUGUGGAAAUUUUUAGCAGACAUGAUAAAGCGGGGCUAUGUUCCUGAUGUUGUCCUUUACAGUAUUAUUAUUGAUGGCUUCGUGAAAUCUCUGAAGUUGCAGGAGGCCUUAAGGUUGUACCGUAAGAUGUUGGAUGAAGGCGUAAAACCUAACACAUUUACAUAUUCUAGCCUCAUAAAUGGGCUGUGUAAUGAUGAUAGACUUCCUGAAGCUAUGGGAUUGAUUAGGGAUAUGAUUGGGGAAGACCUGUUCCUUGACAAUGUUUUGUACACAUCUAUCAUUGCUUGCUAUUGUAGGCGUUUAAAUAUGAAGGCUGCUAAUGAAUGGCUCAGAGAAAUGGAAAGAAGUGGUGUGUUCCCAGAUGCUUUUGUAUAUACUUGUAUGAUUGAUGGUUAUAGUAAAGUGCUUGCAAUGGAUGGUGCACGCUUGAUGAUGGAAGAAAUGGAAAAAAGAAAGCUUAAACCUACUGUAGUAACCUACACAGCUCUCAUUAUUGGAUACCUUAAAACGGGGGAUGAGAAGGAAGCUUGUAUGAUGUAUGAGAGUAUGCGUCAUGCAGGCAUUGCUCCAGAUGUCAAGCUACGUUGCAUUUUGGGCAUUGGCAAUGACAGGGGUGAUUGUGAUGAUUCUCAGAAAGCAAAUGGUUGUCCACUCCAGCCUGUUGUUUUUUAUCCAGUAAUUGGCCUGUUGCUAGCUGAACAUUGCCUGAUAAUCAUCGUCGAUUACAAGCUCAUCUACCCGAGCGGCACUGUGAUUGCCCACCUCAUCAAUAGCUUGCACAAUCGGGAGGGGAAAAUGAUUGCCAAUAUACUUCCUAUGAGAUAUGGAGCUGAAAAGGAUAUACUGAAAUUUGAUCUUCCAGAUAUGAUAAUUCAACAUCUAGAGAAAAUUGUUUAUCAUUAUCAUUCUUGGCCCAAAUGUUCGUUGCUUUUUGCUGACAUGUUUGUGACAUCAUUUUCAUGCUUUAUGGUCGUAACUGUAAAGAAAAUUCCGGUAUAUUGGCUUGUGGAGAUUCUGGCUCCUCGACUCCUGGUCAUUCAGAUGGCGAUUCUUCUAACAGAACGGUAUAUGUUGGUGGGCUUGACCCCAAUGUCAGUGAAGAUGAACUUAGAAAAGCCUUUGCCAAAUAUGGUGAUCUUGCCUGUGAAAAUUCCUCUAGGAAAGCAAUGUGGCUUUGUUCAAUUUGUUAGCAGAACUGAUGCUGAAGAAGCACUACAAGGAUUAAAUGGAUCACUCAUUGGAAAGCAGGCAGUUCGCCUUUCAUGGGGCCGCAGCCCAUCGCAUAGCAGACUAAAAACCAGUUCUCUGAAAAUUGUAACCUUGAUUGCAACUAGCUUACCACAGUUGAGUACUGACAAUUAUGUUCCUACAACCCUAAACAGAAACAAAAGGUAUAAUGCUUUUGUGAAACCAUUUGCUUCCUUCCUCCCCUUACAGUCUUACACCCAUUUCCUUUUCUGUUUCCAGUGGAGGGGUGACUCCGGCAACAGGAGGAACAACAUGUACUAUGGCACACCAUUUUAUGGCGGAUAUGGCUAUGCCUCCCCGGUGCCACACCCAAACAUGUACGCUGCAGCGUAUGGCGCGUACCCGAUGUAUGGUAACCAGCAGCUAGUGAGCUAG
Miscanthus lutarioriparius is the source of this 2445-nucleotide messenger RNA. The record is from the annotation of a GenBank genome assembly. Lineage: Eukaryota; Viridiplantae; Streptophyta; Magnoliopsida; Poales; Poaceae.